UCAUCAACACCUGUCCUUUGCAUCACUGACAAAAGACUGCCCGAGCGACCCACCUGCAGCCUCUUGAUUCACCAUGAGCGUCAAAUCCUUCCAGAGUGUGCAGCGGAGCUCCUCCGUGUACCGACAGGGCAGCGUGGUCAGAAGCUCCUCGAGCGUGUACGGCGGGGCGGGCGGCAGCGGAGCGCGCACCUCGGCGUGUUUCGGGCCGGCCGUUGUCGAGAGGGGCUCGUCCUUCGACCGCGCCUCCGUGUUCAGGUCGAACCUCGGCGUGGGCCUCCACUACGACGAGCAGGCCACCAUGCAGAACCUGAACGACCGCCUGGCCACGUACCUGGAGAAGGUGCGCACGCUGGAGAUGGCCAACGCCGAGCUGGAGGUGAAGAUCAAGGAGUGCUACGGCCAGAGGAUCAUCGUGUCCGAAGAUUACAGCCAGUACCACGUCAUCAUCGAAGACCUCUUUAGAAAGAUUUCCAUGGCCGACCAGGAGAAGGAAAAGGUUUAUUUGGACAUUCACAACGCCAAAUGUGCUGCUGAUGACUUCAAAAUGAAGUACGAGAGUGAACUCGCCAUACACCAGAUAGUGAUGGCUGACAACAUCAGCCUCAAGGAGUUCCUGGACCAGCUGACUUUAACGCGCUCCGAGCUGGAGACGCGGAUCGAGGGUCUGAGACAGGAAAAGGUUUACAAUAAGAAGCACCACCUGGAGGAAAUGGCCGUGCUGAGAGCUGAGGUGAAGAAGCAUCUGGUGGUCGUGGAGGUGGACUUCCCGCCCCCGGAGGACCUGGCUAAGAUCCUGGAUGAGAUGCGCGCCCAAUACGAGGCCACCAUCAUCAAGAACACACGCGAGAUCGAGCUCUGGUACAAGACCAAGGUGACGGAGUUAAACCCAGAUGGCUUUGACUGGAACACUGAGCUGGACAGGCUGCACAUUCAGCUCAGUGAAGUGAGGAGAACCGUGCAGAAGCUGGAGAUCGAGCUGCAGUCUUCAUUCAGUCUGAACGCAGCCCUGAAGGUGUCUCUGCAGGAGAUCCAGUCCCGCUUCAGCCUGCAGCUCAGUCAGUUCCAGACCAUCAUCAGAGUCCUGGAGGUCGACGUGGGCCAGGUGCGCGUCGACAUCGAGAGGCAGAGCAGCGAGUACAAGAUGCUGCUGGACAUCAAGACCCGGCUGGAGCUGGAGAUCGCCGAGUACAAGAGACUGCUGGACGGACAGCAAAUAAUUCAGAAAGAGAUUAUAGUGGUUAAGCAGGUCAUAGAGCCUCAGGUGACCAAGAGGGUGAGGACCAUAGAGGAGGUGAUCGUGGACGGAAAAGUGAUCUCCCGCGAGGAAGACGUGGAAGAGGAGAAGGUCGAGAGAGAUGACCUCCCAGGUCACAUGGUAACAGGACAGGAGUAGUGGCCAGCGCAGCAGCACAAACCACAACAAUCUGCCAAUCUGGAUACAAAUGGAGUUCGGCCACCUUGUGUUUCCUGAAGCAGUUGUAACGAGCAAUAAAAAAGCAGUGGUCGUUGCUUAUGCAAGUAGCUGUGCAA
Messenger RNA from Sardina pilchardus (European sardine), 1530 nucleotides. RefSeq names its product keratin, type I cytoskeletal 19-like. NCBI's taxonomy places the organism in Eukaryota, Metazoa, Chordata, Actinopteri, Clupeiformes, Clupeidae. The record is from RefSeq and is a predicted model, not a curated record. The transcript is spliced from 8 exons. The coding region runs from base 74 to 1393 and encodes 439 amino acids. Gene Ontology annotation, molecular function: structural molecule activity. Gene Ontology annotation, cellular component: cytoskeleton.